AUGAACCACAGCAACACCAGCCUUGUCUGUGGAAGCCAAAGUCCUGGCCCGAGCACAGACUUCAGCAGCGCGUUCACGCGGCAGGCGCUGCCCGUGCUUUACUCUCUGAUCUUCGCAGGCGGGAUGAUCCUGAAUGGCUUGGCGGCAUGGAUUUUCUUCCAAAUGCCCGACAACUCAGGCCUGGUGGUGUACCUCAAGAACAUGGUGGUAGCCGACUUCCUCAUGCUGCUCUCCUUCCCUCCGCGUGUGGCCAUGGACCUAGGGGUCGGCGGCUGGUUCCUGAGGCUAUUUGUGUGCCGCUACACGGCUGUGCUGUUUUAUCUGGGCAUGUAUACAAGCAUUGUGUUCGUAAGCCUCAUCAGUCUGGAGCGCUACAUCAAGAUCGUGCACACGUCCUCGUUCUUGCCUCGGCCCUGCUCCCUGCGCGUCUCCACUUUCUUGCAACGGGUCACCGUAGCCAGAGGUCUGGCAUUUCUGUCCUGGUCACUGCUACUGAUCUGUAUGCUGCCAAACACACUGCUGACCAACCAGCCUGGAGCUGAUGGAUGCUCCUGCAUGCAGCUAAAAAGCGAGCUUGGAAAGCGCUGGCAUAAGGUCUCUGUCCACCUCGUCGUGGCCAUAUUUUGGGUGACACUUGUGUUCUUGGCUUUCUGCUACUCUUCCAUAGCCUGGCGUGUGUACCGAUCCUACCGAAGGGUCCAACGGGAUGGCAGCGAAGCAGGACGCAGGUCUAAUCGCAGUAUUUUCAGCUUGCUGGUCGUGUUUUUCUUGUGCUUCGUGCCAUACCAUGUGUGCCGUGUGCCCUACACGCUGAGCCAGAGUUCUGCCAUCAGGUUUAGCUCUCAAGACCAAUACCACCUCUUUCAAGCCAAGGAAGCUACGCUGUUGUUUGCAUCGUUAAACGUCUGUCUGGAUCCGGUCGUGUACUUCCUCAUGUGCCGGACGUUCCGAGAGUCUCUGCUGCACAAGCUGUCUACGGUGGAGGCUGAGAACAGGAGGCCCUCCGUAACCAACCGGUUAAGCGUCAGUAACCUGUAGGCGAGAUGGAAAUACAGUACACAUA
Trichomycterus rosablanca is the source of this 1063-nucleotide messenger RNA. Its product is annotated as P2Y purinoceptor 14. Gene Ontology annotation, molecular function: G protein-coupled purinergic nucleotide receptor activity. Gene Ontology annotation, cellular component: membrane. Gene Ontology annotation, biological process: G protein-coupled receptor signaling pathway. The record is from RefSeq and is a predicted model, not a curated record. The coding region runs from base 1 to 1038 and encodes 345 amino acids. The transcript has a single exon. NCBI's taxonomy places the organism in Eukaryota, Metazoa, Chordata, Actinopteri, Siluriformes, Trichomycteridae.